CCGAGCGUGGCCUUAGCAACGGCCCGCCCCGAGCGCCCGCAGCCGGGAAGGGGAGGGCAGCUGUUGCGAGGCGCGGGGGAGCGGGUUGGGGACAUGGCAUCCAGCCAUCGAACAACUUUAGACCAAUGGAAGAAGAAAGCAGCAAAAGUUGAAUUGAAUGAUGUCAAAAAACAAGAAAUAAAAGAGGCCUUUGACUUGUUCGAUGUUGAUGGGUCUGGAACCAUAGAUGUGAAAGAAUUGAAGAUCGCAAUGCGGGCCUUAGGAUUUGAGCCAAAGAAAGAAGAAAUUAAACAAAUGAUAGUGGAAAUCGACAAACAAGGAACUGGCACCAUUGGCUUUGAAGACUUUCUUGCCAUUAUGAGUGUGAAAAUGAGUGAAAAAGAUGAGAAGGAAGAAAUACUGAAGGCUUUUAAAUUAUUUGAUGACGAUGCUACUGGCAGCAUAUCACUAAAUAAUAUCAAGAGGGUUGCCAAGGAACUAGGGGAAAACUUAACAGAAGAUGAAUUGCAGGAAAUGCUCGAUGAAGCAGAUCGUGAUGGGGAUGGAGAGAUCAACGAGGAAGAGUUUUUGAGGAUGAUGAGGAAGACCAGUCUUUAUUAGCUCUGCUUCCUGCCUUCUAGGAAGUUUUGACAGCUUGCCUGUUAAGCAGUUCAAUAAUGUAAUACUUCAGCUCAUGCAUUUCCAUUUUUAGUUUAUACACUAAGGUUACCCUUGGUCUAAUCCAUGUAAGAAGUUAUGUGUCCCUACCAGUGUUAUUAAAUCUGUAAUAGCAAGAAUUUAAAAAGCAUGGCUUAUUUGAACCUUGAACUCCAAAAAAGUAUUUUCCUGUGCUAAGUUUAAGGCUCUACAUUCCAAAGACAUUUUAAAUUUCUUUUUCAAUUUAAUAAACUUGGCUCCCACAUUCAAAUGAAAUUGUUUGUAAAAAGUCUGAGAACAGUAUUUUUUCAUUAUUUCCUUUUGUAUGACUUUAAAAAAUGGAUAAACUUGUUUUGUUAAUCAUUUCUUCAAAUAUAUAAAGUAUUAAUAAAGCUGACUGACAUUCA
Messenger RNA from Mesocricetus auratus (golden hamster), 1043 nucleotides. RefSeq names its product centrin-4. Lineage: Eukaryota; Metazoa; Chordata; Mammalia; Rodentia; Cricetidae. Gene Ontology annotation, biological process: mitotic cell cycle; nucleotide-excision repair; centriole replication. Bases 94 to 600 code for a protein of 168 amino acids. Gene Ontology annotation, cellular component: centriole; centrosome. The transcript has 5 exons. Gene Ontology annotation, molecular function: calcium ion binding. The record is from RefSeq and is a predicted model, not a curated record.